This is a messenger RNA of Rhizopus microsporus ATCC 52813, 2817 nucleotides long. RefSeq lists its product as uncharacterized. The record is from RefSeq and is a predicted model, not a curated record. Lineage: Eukaryota; Fungi; Mucoromycota; Mucoromycetes; Mucorales; Rhizopodaceae. Gene Ontology annotation, biological process: phosphorelay signal transduction system; phosphorylation. Gene Ontology annotation, molecular function: phosphorelay sensor kinase activity. Bases 167 to 2755 code for a protein of 862 amino acids. The transcript has 6 exons.
GAAAGUCUGAGUAAAACAGAUAUUUUUCAAUCUCCAAAAAUUUUUUUGUCUAGUUAUUUUAGGAUUAAAAAAGGCUGUAAAAGAGUGUAUUUUACAGAAAAUAGAAAGCCGUGUGGAAAAAGCAAUUUUUUGUCUUUCUUUCCUUUUCUUUAUUUUUUUUUUUUGUAUGGACACCAAAGAGUUUAAGCUUUAUAGCUCUACUUUUUCAUAUUGCGGCAUUCAGUUUCUAGACAAUCUUGUAAGAGAACUAGCAGAACUAACUAACAGUCAUACGUGUAUACUAUUACAACUAUUAUCAACCGAAGAAUAUAAACAGCUAUUGACGAUUUAUCCUCAAACAGAAGGCAAAUGUAAUGUCAUAUCUCGAUCGAGUUCUCCUGAAGGUGAAGAAAAAAUAAACGAGUGGAGUGAUCAUUAUUUGAUGAUACGAUCGAUAUAUUCAACCAAGAUGAACCAUACCAAAAACAUGAAACCCAAUAGUAUUAUUCCAAUCUCUUUACUCAAUACCAACUCACCCUUCAUAAAGACAUUAUCAUCAAGUGACAUUUCAAAUCCGUGUAUCAUUCAAGAUCCACAUCUAGUCGAAGAAGAUAUUUAUCCUCUAUUUAAGCAGUUUAUUGGCAUUCAACUCACAAAAGAAAAGAAAGAAAGAAACGGCAUUCUCUGCGUGAUGAGUGAUGAUCAAGUUGAGGAUAGGGAUCUAUUAUUUAAAGUCAGUAAACGAUGUAUAAACGAGUUGAAUCAAACAAGUAGAGAAGAACAGCUGACGAUUGCAAGAGAUUUAGCCAUUUUGGAUGCAGAAAAUAAGCUGAAAUUUUUAGCAGACAUGAGUCAUGAAAUAAGAACACCUAUGAAUGCAGUCAUUGCCUUGACCGAUUUAUUAUUACAAGAAAGAAUCAAUCUGAAUAGUGAACAAGUAGAACAUUUAGAACUUAUUCAAACAAGUGGAAAUCAUAUCUUGACUAUUGUCAACGAUAUCUUGGAUAUCUCUAAAUUAAAUCACGAUCCCAAGUUUAAAUUAGAGACAAGAAGGUUCAGUUUAAGAAAGUGUUUGAAAGAUUCACUCAGUAUGGCUAGACACCAAGCAGCCAUGAAUCAACAUAACAAAGCUGUUUACGUAUUAGAAUGUCCACCUGAUAAAGAUGACAAUAUUCCAUUACCACAAUUUAUUCAACAAUUAGAAGCCAGCGGAAUACUCUUGAAGCCAUUCAUGCAUAAAAAGGGCAAGACGGUAUUACCAAUCAUUUGGAGAAUAGAUUCAGACGUGCCAGAUCAUUUAUUAGGAGAUACAAUGAGAUUAACACAAAUUAUAUUAAAUUUAUUAUCAAAUGCAGUCAAGUUUACAAAACAAGGUGGUAUUUACAUUCGUAUCAAACGUUCUAUGCCAACACCUCGUACACCUCAACAACAACAACAAGUGGGAUCAGACAAACGUAUGACAUUCAAAGAGCGAUACGAUGCAAAGAUCGAGACUAUCUGGACAAGAGCUAUGCAGGAAAGAAAGGAUAGUUUUAGUAACAAGGGAACAUCACCCACUACAGAUGACGAUAUGGACUAUUUCAGUGAAAAGGCAGUACUAGAGAUAUCAGUGACCGACACGGGUAUUGGCAUACCAGCAGACAGACUACCAAAAUUAUUCAAAUCAUUUUCACAAAUCGAUAUAUCCACAGCGAGAAGAUACGGAGGCACGGGAUUAGGUCUGGCUAUAUCAAGCACACUCGUCAAUCGAAUGGGCGGAUGCGUCUGGGUUGAAUCAGAGGAAGGUGUUGGAUCUAGAUUCGCAUUGACUUUACCCAUGACAGUAGCACCAAGAGGAAGACAUUAUAGUAGCGAUAGUAAUACAACUCCUACAAACUGUUAUAUGAAUUCACCCUCGUCACCCUCUUCAACCAUCUCGGACAGUAGCAGCCAUUCCAACCCGCUUGACAUUGUGUCACCUUUACCCACACUGUCCAACUCAACUUAUUUCAGUAGUACUAGCAAUAAUAAUCACAGUAAUAACAGUAGUAACAACAAUACUAAUAACAACAACAAUACCAACUUUAUACCAGCACCGCAUCCACACCAAAGACCGCUCUUGACCAGGGCAGCACCCCAUCAGCUGGAUGAAGUGAGCGAUUCCCCUAUGGCAGAGGACACCCAAGUGCUAGAUGGUAGAAAGAAUAACAACACCAAUACAGGCUCUAUCAGUAUUAUGAGUGCAGCUGGAAACAACAACAACAAUAAUAAUAAUAGUACGUCAUCAAGAGCAAAUAUAAAACCCUAUGCACGCAAACCACAAGGAAAAGAGGAAAACUUGGCCAAGGUGCAUCCAUUAAGGAUACUAUUAGCAGAGGACAACAUACUGAAUCAAAAGAUAGCUAUAAGCAUAUUAAAAAGACUAGGAUAUGUUGACGUAGUGAUCGCCAACAAUGGAAAAGAAGUACUCAGUUUGAUGAAGAGUAAUGUGUUUGAUGUGAUCUUUAUGGAUCUUUAUAUGCCAGAGAUGGAUGGCUUAGAAGUAACAAGAGAGAUUAUAAAGGAAAGAAGUAAAGAAAACAGUGAACUACUCAAUUGUGUGGAUGUUUACAUCAUUGCUCUCACCGCAUCAGCAUCAAGAGAAGAUAGACAAAUCUGUAUUGAUGCAGGCAUGAACGAUUUCAUAAGUAAACCGUUUACGAUGGUAGAAAUGAAAUCAGCGCUAAAAACAUGUGCAAAUAAUCGCAAAAAGCGCCGAAAAUUGGUGGUUGAGAAGGACGAUCCAAUGAUUGUGUGAAUGUACAUAUUAUUAUUAUUUAUCUUUAUUUGUUUCUAGUAUUAUUAUUAUUAUUGUUGUUG